Messenger RNA from Pyricularia pennisetigena, 2214 nucleotides. RefSeq lists its product as uncharacterized. The transcript is spliced from 5 exons. The record is from RefSeq and is a predicted model, not a curated record. Lineage: Eukaryota; Fungi; Ascomycota; Sordariomycetes; Magnaporthales; Pyriculariaceae. The annotation marks the transcript as partial.
CUGAAGCUUCAAGGUUGUCACGUUUGUGGUGUGUCGGCAAGGCUGGAGACCAACACCAAAACCCGCACACUCCACAGAUUCAACGCUGGAUUGGUACCAGCCGGCGACGAUGUCCCGGUUACUCAGAUGCCGGAUCUGUCUUGUACAGUUGACGACAUGCUUUGCGCCGACAGCCCUCCUGCCGACACAAACUCCGAAGACCCGCAAUGUGAUAAUAUCAGUGCAUAUGUAAUUACCGAGCACACGGUGCUUUCCGAGACUAUAUGGCGGAACGGGGCGAAUCGCUUGUUCCAGCUUCUCCAAAACGCGGAAGAGCCUGUCCAGUUCAAGAACAGGGACUUUUUCAAGGUCGGUAAUGAGGCGGGGCACAAGGCCUUGUCUACACUCGCCGACAAGAUAUUCCCUGCCAUGUCGCUCUGCGUUCUCGAUAAUGAGUUCAUCACAGUGCGCUUCAGUCAGCAGACAUACAGCAGGACGUGGUUGAAAAAGCUGAUCAUGCAAGCCCAUGUCGCGUCCAAUACGAAUGAUGGCAGCAAGCCGUUGAACCUGGACGCAUAUGAGCUCAUAACUCAGACUGGUGCUGGAAAUCACUGGCAAGCGUCGGUCCUGUGCGCAUUGGUGAACCGAGUGGCCAAGAUUAAAAUCAUGUUACCAUACCUUGCUGAGAAUGCCAAUCUGGCCGCGAAGGGAGGCGAGUCGGUACUAGAGAACAGUCGCGACGCUAGAGAUGUCAGUUCGGGCAUGAUCGAAGAGGAGGAGGAGUGUGAAGAGGUCCUCAGAAUGAUUGCGGCCGAGACAAGAGACGGUCUCACAUCGUUCCAAAGCGCCCAGGUCGCAUCAUACUGCGUCAACCAAAGCAAAGUUCGUUCUGGACUGGAUAUUUUGAUGAGGCCCAUCAUCAUGCCGUUACGGUAUCUGGAUAGGUCUGGGCUUGGCCAUGCAACAUAUGAGAUUUCUGGACUCAUUUGUGAGACGGGUUUCCAGGGCUUCAAGACGCUUCUGUAUCAAAAUCGUGAAUUUGAGUACUCGGCAACCUCAAAUCUGGACAACCUCAAGGCGGCGGAUCCAGCGUCCCGGAUGCUAAACCAGACCAUCAGGCAGAUGAAGAGUCUCCAUCAAGGGGGCGACCCAUCCGAUCUAGUCGGAGGUCGUGAUGUCAGGACCUUCAUCGAGUGGACAUACAGUGGCGCAACCACAGGCCAUAUCGGUGAUGCCCCCGCACGCAACGACAAGAAGCUCGAAUGGUUGGACUUGGACUUCAGGGACAUCGUGGUCCUCAGCAAGGAGGAUCAUGAUCCCGUUUGUGAGCGCGAGGACUCGGACUUUGCCGCCUUCUUCCGAAUAUACACGGACACUUUCGAUGACGAAGUCGGUUAUCAAAGUACAUUGCGCCUCAAAACGGCCCUUGACAAUGGCUACUUUGAGCGCUGCCGCCUAAUCGACCCCGAAGCUAGAAACAAUAGCUGCAGCGAGCAUAUUUUUGACUUGAGAGCAAAGAUAAUGGAGCAUGAAUGGGUCAUGUACGAGAUCUCGGUAGCCGUACGUUGCCCACGCUAUGUCUUGUCGGUAAUGGCUUUUGUGGUAAUGCUCGGUGCUGGAGGUCUCGUGAUCGGAUUCACCAUCGCCUACCACAUCGAGGCGGUUGAUCCGUCCCAAAUUGCUUCAUACGCGUGGCUCUUUUCUGCAUUCAUCAUUUUGGUAUGCAAGAGCAUCCUCGUGCGAGAAUGGUCUUGUGCAGAUUUUCUGAGAUGUCGAGUGCGGUGCCGAUCCGUAUCGGAGCUUGAAGCGGUGACGGGUUUCCCAGGCCAGAUGAUAAUCGCGAAGCUACUGCACGAGGAGAGUAGUGGUGGGACCCUGUCGACACGCGGACCGUACAAUUCUGUUUUCCUUCACCAUCAGCACCUCGACCAUGUUGAUGAGCGGAUGACGCCUUUGAAGAUCAUCACGCCCAGGGGCUAUGCGCUGGUUUGCCUGGACUCGAUACACAAAACUAGACUCCAUGUGAUUGAACACCAGGCAGAUCCCAGAGAGCAGUAUCUCGUAUGUGAGGAUGUCAGUCGGAAGCAGAGGAGAGCUAGGGAAGGCGAUGGAGUUGCCGAAAAAUUAAAGAGUACAAAGUUGCAACUUUUCUUGUCCAGAGAUGUCAAGUUGAAGCGGGUGCUGGGUAUUUACGAUGCGGGGAAUAUGUUGUGUUUGUCUAGGGAUCAAAAAUAA